This is a messenger RNA of Rhizopus microsporus ATCC 52813, 1698 nucleotides long. Its product is annotated as MFS general substrate transporter. Gene Ontology annotation, biological process: transmembrane transport; spermine transport. The transcript has a single exon. The coding region runs from base 21 to 1664 and encodes 547 amino acids. Gene Ontology annotation, cellular component: fungal-type vacuole membrane. NCBI's taxonomy places the organism in Eukaryota, Fungi, Mucoromycota, Mucoromycetes, Mucorales, Rhizopodaceae. Gene Ontology annotation, molecular function: spermine transmembrane transporter activity. The record is from RefSeq and is a predicted model, not a curated record.
CUUUACUGUCUUAAUUCAACAUGCCAGACGCUACACUACCCAAAUCCAAUAAUCGAAGAUCAACGUGUAGUGAUACUAGUACAAUAAAUGACACCUAUGUCGUUCAAGAACCUAUCCCUUUACAAGAGACCACUUCUUAUGUAGAACAAAUUCGAGAACAACUACCACCAGGUGUUCUUGCUACAAGAACUUUAUCCAUUCAACCUUAUCCAUCAAAAGACGCAGACCUUGAGGCUCUUCCUUCUAGAGUCUUAAGUCAUCAUUCUGAAAAGCGUCCUCUAACGCACUAUGUCAAUUGGGAAGAAAAUGACCCUGAAUGCCCCUAUAACUGGAGUAAAUCAUACAGGUAUAUUCAUACAAUGGUGGUCGCUCUCUUUGUCGUAUCUGCUGCUUUUGGUUCAUCUGUUAUCACUGGUCGACUGGAUGGCGUAGUCGAAUCAUUUGGAUGCUCCCAUGAAGUAGCUAUUCUCCAAGUAUCCCUUAUGGUCAUUGGCUUUAUGAUAGGUCCCUUAUUAUGGUCCCCUGCUUCAGAAAUCAUGGGACGUAAGCCAAUUUAUAUUGUCGCUCUUGGACUCUACACCGUUUUCAAUAUCCCAUGUGCUGUUGCCAAGAAUAUAGAAACCGUGCUCGUCUGUCGCUUCUUUUGUGGUUUCUUUGCCUCUGUUGCUCUAACGCUCGCAGGUGGUUCCAUAUCAGAUAUCUUCCCAGCAGAAACUCGAGGUUAUGCUGUUGCCUACUUUGCUGCUGCACCUUAUGCUGGUCCUGUCCUUGGUCCAAUUGUCGGUGGCUGGAUCUCAAUUGGUACGCAAAGUUGGAGAUGGAUCUAUUGGGUCAACAUGAUCUUUGCUGGUGUUACUUGGAUACUAUCUAUCAUCUUGCCAGAAACUUAUCACCCUAUCCUCCUCGCUAGACGCGCCAAAAAGCUGAGAAAAGAAACCGGUGAUCCAACCUAUGUUACAGUCGAAGAAGAGUUUCCUGUUCCAAUUUCUGAACUUGUCCAAGCAAAUCUUAUUCGACCCUUUGUUAUGCUCGCUACCGAACCCAUUCUGAUUCUCAUGUCUCUUUAUAUCGCCAUUAUCUAUGCUCUGCUGUAUGCCUUCUUCUUUGCUUAUCCAAUCAUAUUUGGUCGUAUCUAUCACAUGAACGAUGGUUUCAUUGGUCUGACCUUUAUUGGUAUCCUCAUUGGCGCUGGUUUUGCUCUCAUAGCUACUCCUUAUUUUGAAAAGAUAUAUAGAAAUACUAUCAAAAAGAAUGGCAAGGCUACCCCAGAAGAUCGUCUUAUGGGUAUGAUGUUCGCGGCUCCUUUCGUUCCUAUCUCUCUAUUUAUCUUCAGUUGGACGUCUUACCCUUGGGUUCACUGGAUUGGUCCUGUUAUAUCUGGUCUACCUUUUGGCUUUGGUAUGGUCUUGCUUUACUAUUCUGCAAAUAAUUAUCUUAUCGACUGCUUCUCUCGUUACGUUACCUCUGCAUUAGCUGCCAAGGUCCUCGUUCGUUCCAGUUCAGGUGCUGCCUUUCCUCUGUUUAUCGAGCAAAUGUAUGAUCGUUUAGGUGAUCAAUGGGCAAGCACCUUGCUCGCCUUUAUCUCGCUGGCUAUUGUACCUAUACCAUUUGCCUUUUAUAGAUGGGGUGCGAAAAUUCGAGCGAAAUCAAGAGCCGCCUCAUAGAGAACCCUUUAUUUUACUCCUUAAACCCCUCCUC